Molecule: messenger RNA, 978 nt
Organism: Neocloeon triangulifer
Lineage: Eukaryota; Metazoa; Arthropoda; Insecta; Ephemeroptera; Baetidae
Product: proteasome assembly chaperone 1-like
Exons: 5
Coding region: 191-931 (246 amino acids)
Biological process (GO): proteasome core complex assembly
Cellular component (GO): endoplasmic reticulum
Molecular function (GO): proteasome binding
Source: RefSeq, a predicted model, not a curated record
CACCUGCUUGGCCUUGGCGCCGUGACUGUCUGUUUUGAUUCGUUUUGAUUUUUGCGGAGUUUAGUUGUUCGGUUUUUCAGUCAGUGUGAUAAAGCUUGGAGAUCAGGACCUGACUUCUUGAAAUUUGUAAAAAUUUUUUCUCCCUGUUCUUUUCUCCUCAUUCCACACAUAAUACAACUGCAUAAUUAUAAUGGCAGCAACCUUUUUUGGUGAAAUUGUCGAGCCGGCUUCAAGGGCCUGUUUUGAUUUUGAGGAGGAUAAUUUUGAGGACGAGCAGUUGCUAGAGAAAUGUGAAUUGUGCAUUUCUUGGAAGACAGAAAUCCCUAAGAACAUCAAACUGCUUCUCAUUUGUCAAGGACCAAUUUCAAAAGCCUUUGCCGAGCACUAUUUUAUAGACGAAGGAAAAUGCUGCGGGCAAGUUGAGAAGUCCCAACGAUCUGUGAAAAAGGAAGCAGCUAAAUUUUACAGCCUUUCCAAUGAUACUCUUGUUUGUGUGGCUACUGGCGUUGAUGACACCCUCUCCACACUCUUUGUUGACCUCGUUGCCUCAGUUGUGGAUUUGGCUGCGAGGGUCAUCAUUAUUUGCUCUCGACCUGCGUCACAAUUCUUUGGAGAAAGCAAAAAUGAGGAAGGAACCCUCAGGUGCCUGGCUGUUGCUGGAAAGACAGAUGAUUAUGGCAUAAAAUGCAGCACACUUGAGCAGCCGAAUUUCGUCUCUGGCGUUUCUGCUGCAGUUCUCAGUUAUUGCUGCUUGAAAAAGAAGAGUGCAUGUCUGUUUGUGUGCUUUAGUGAAGAUAUUUCUGCGGUCAUCGACUCACGAACCCUGACUCCGUUGGACCCAAUUUUGAUGUCGCCCUUGCUGCAACCUCUCCUCAAAGGCAACCGUCAAAGCAAAGUAAGUGGAAUUUCCACAGGUAACAUUUACAUGUAAAAGUAUUUCAAAAUAAAAUUAUUCUGGCACAAGUUCAUUUAUGAUUU